Tripterygium wilfordii is the source of this 1292-nucleotide messenger RNA. RefSeq lists its product as uncharacterized. NCBI's taxonomy places the organism in Eukaryota, Viridiplantae, Streptophyta, Magnoliopsida, Celastrales, Celastraceae. The record is from RefSeq and is a predicted model, not a curated record. Bases 64 to 1062 code for a protein of 332 amino acids. The transcript has 4 exons.
CCCUUAUCGGGAGACCCGAAGUUUCAACAGAGAGCGAAUCGCAAAAUUUACGCCAAACAAAAAAUGGGAGGAGGAGCGGCGAUGAGGUCGGCGGCGAAAGCCGCUGGGGUAGGAUUGGUGAACAGCGGUAUUCGCGGUGGCUUUACCAAAGUACCGCCGGCGGAGCAGAACGUGCUCAACGUGUCUCGUCCAGUCUCCGUGAUUUCAUCCUCUCAGGGGAACAAGGGUUCUGUUGAUAUUGAAUCCGUCCAGAGGCCGUCGUGGGAGCUCGAUGACUGGGAGUUUGCCGGCGGUGAGGAGGAUCUGACGAUGGGGACUGUCGUUGACCCUGAGCCAAUGGCUAGGGUUGUGUUCGGAGGUGCGCCGAGCAUGAAUGAGGCCAAGGAGGCAACGAAUGAAUUGAAGGAUGCUCUGGAGGAGGUGUAUCUGUCAUCUCCCAAUGCUACUGGGUGCAAGGAUUUAGUUGAAGUUGGUCGGGUGUCUGUGCCUUUGCUUACCGACUCUGGAUAUGUGGAGAAUGAAAGCCGUAUAGUCAGUGGCACAAGACAUGCUGUCCGGGCAUUUAAAAUGCUCAGUGAAAGCCCUGCAGCACAGUCUGUUGUUACUUCACUUGCGUGCGACCCAAAUGUCUGGAAUGCUGUCGUGCAAAACAAAGCUCUUGUUGAUUUUCUCCAUGCUCAGAAAUCCAGUUCUGGUUGUCAAGAUCAGGUAUCUCCAAUGAAGUUCGAAGAAUUAUCUGAGAAUGCAUUCAUGACUGUUAAUGGAAGCCAAGCUGGAAAAACCCCAUUAUCCAACAAUGCAAUUCAUGACUCUGAUAAUGCAAGCCAAGCUGGAAACUCUGGAUCUGGGUUUGAGGAUUUUAUACAGAAUAUCAAGCAUACUGUGGUUGACAUGGUGACUAACGUGUCUGUUUUCUUUAAUAAUAUCUUUGGUUCACCUCCGGCAGAGAAUCUUUCUGCAAAUGCUGAUAGCAAGUCAUCCUCCAUUGACAAGACCUUGGGAGCAUCAUUGAUGGGGCUGGCUAUGAUGGUUAUAAUGGUGGUUCUGGUCAAGCGCGCUUAAGAGUUCUUCUCUUUUGUAGCCCACCCAUAAAUUUGCCGAGCUUACAACUUUUCCAAUAUGUUUUUAUUUUUUGUUCAAUAUGUUCAGUGAAUAAUGAGUGUGUUGAAAAUGCUAAGACUAGUUCUGUUGUAAUAAUCUGCAAAUAAGUAGAUUAUUGUGCAUGUGUAUGGAUGCUUGUGUAUGUAUAUAUUCAUUUGGCACAGAUUGUAUUGAUCUGUAUUACUGUUUGA